AUGCGGGGCAUGUGGGCGGUGGGAGCGGUGGGGAUGGCGAACUUGCUGCUGUCGCUAUGGCUGUCGCCGAGGAUGAGCUCGGAGCCUGAGGAGAGAUGGAGGAACCUGCGGGUCCCUCGAGGCUCCGUCAAGGUCUACGUGCAGUCCUCCUCCGCUCCCUCGGGCACUAUCGAGUUCCGCCAGCUCCACAUCAGGAGGAACGACAGGAGAAACAUCCUGGUGGAGGUUGAGAUCAGCAUCAUGAACGGCAUGGUGGAAGGGGCACCAAGGACGGAUGGCAGAUCGCAGAGCGAUCUCUUGCAGCAGUUCCAGCUCCUGUCGAAGGGAGCAGACGAAGACGGGAAGGAGGUGUUGGUCUACCGCUCGUUGUCCAACCUGACGAGAGCGACAAAAGCUCGCGAUCAGGUGCUGCACGUCAUGAACAUGAGCGAUCCAUACCGCUACAAGAUAGACUACGAGGUCUUCUACCUGGAUGCCGAGAGCGCCUUCAACAACAAGAGGAUCAUGGCAAGCGGCGUCAUCACCAGCGGCGACUACGAGUAUCGCAGGAUGUUCGCUUCCCCUUCGACUGUCCACUCGGCGGCACAUGGCCUGACGUUCGAGCUGGAGGCGAAGUCGAGCCCCGUCAUGGUGUCGCUGCUCAGAACGAGAGGACUCGCCUCCUUCCAGCGCGGUCCUCUAACUCCCCCACUGCAUAUCCGAGUCUACCUGUCCACGGAGGACAAGGAUGUAGCAGCGAGGAAGUGGCGGCUGAUAGGAGAGAUGUUUGACACCCCUCUCUCCUCCUCUUGGGACCUCUCCGAUCUCCCCAUCGAGCCUUUCUACAUCGCCUCUGGUCAGCGCGUCUCCCUCAGUAUUCAUACCGACCACCCUCUCGGACUCUCCGUCGCCGUCCCCUCCUUCGAGGGGAUGGCGUCAGAGAUCGAGGCUCGGACCCACGGCUCCCUCCUCGUCCCGCAGUGGCUGUCGAUGAUGACGGAGAGCAGGCCAGCUGGCGUGCAUGAGGACGAGUGGGUACGCGUGCUGCCUGGGGCAGUGCUCGACUUCGAGCCUCUGCUGGAAGCGAGGCCCCAGCAGCUCCGCUGCUUCAUCGGGAUGAUCCAGUACAGCAUCCUCGGGGAGGAGGGUGACUACCGACAGGGAGGGAUGGCAAAGUUGUUCCGCGAGCACGUCGUCUGGUUCAACAGCCACACGCAGGUGCUGGCAGCACCCGAGACGAAGAGAAGGCACGCAAGGGAGGAGGAGAGGAAAAGAGAGUCCAAGAGCGCUCAGGCGUUCUGCUUCCAGUGA
Guillardia theta CCMP2712 is the source of this 1290-nucleotide messenger RNA. RefSeq lists its product as hypothetical. NCBI's taxonomy places the organism in Eukaryota, Cryptophyceae, Pyrenomonadales, Geminigeraceae. The transcript is spliced from 4 exons. The coding region runs from base 1 to 1290 and encodes 429 amino acids. The record is from RefSeq and is a predicted model, not a curated record.